AUGUGCAAGGAACAUGUGCACAGAAAGAGGGAAGACCGGGAAGACCUCGCUCGCGUGGGGCUCGGGCGGCCAGGCUGGCUCGCGUACCACGGCUGCGCCUUUGUCAACUCUUUGGCUCCUGCGUCUCGGCUUGUCAUCUUCCCACUCGCCUCACUGCGAGACAUCUCUUCGCUGCGCUUCGCCUCCGGCGCCGCCAUCGCCAUCUACACGAUCUUUGUCCUCGCCCUCCUCUGCCUGUGGGCGGAAGGCCCUCCGCCGCAGCAGCCGCCCUCCGCCUUCCAGAGCAGCGUCGCCGGGUACGUGUGCGCCGCCUUUGCCGCCGCUGGCUCGCUGUACGUGCUGACCGGUGUCGCGGCGUAUUGCCACUUUGGAGAGGACGUGCGGGGCAACGUGCUCCUCAACCUCGCCGCGCUGCCCUCGCCCGCGAUCCGCGCGGUGCGGCUGGCCUUUGCCACCUCCAUCUGCCUGACCUACCCCUGCCUCCACUUCGCGGCCCGCUGCAGCCUCGACCAGCUGCUCUUCCGAGAGAGGCGCGCCAGCCGCCGCAUCCCGCUCACGCUGGCGAUCGUCGGCUCGAGUCUGCUGCUCGCACUGGUGGUCGAGAGGGUCGAGGUCGUGUUUGGCUUCACGGGGGCGGCCGCCUCCACGGCCCUCUCCUUCGGCCUCCCCGCCGCGAUCGACUUGCGGCUCGGCCGCGCCGCCGCCCUGCGGGAGAGGGCGGGGAGCUGGGCGCUCCUGCUCGUCGGCUCCGGUCUGGGCGCCGUCAGCCUCGCCAACCACGCGCGCGACGUGUACUUGGAGGCCUCUGCGGCGGCUCCAGUGGUUGAGUGGCAGCGGCAGCUCGUCGAGCUUGGUAAAAACGCGAACAUGUCCCGCCGUCACCCGUAA
Emiliania huxleyi CCMP1516 is the source of this 888-nucleotide messenger RNA. RefSeq lists its product as hypothetical. Bases 1 to 888 code for a protein of 295 amino acids. Gene Ontology annotation, biological process: amino acid transmembrane transport. NCBI's taxonomy places the organism in Eukaryota, Haptophyta, Isochrysidales, Noelaerhabdaceae. The record is from RefSeq and is a predicted model, not a curated record. Gene Ontology annotation, molecular function: amino acid transmembrane transporter activity. The transcript is spliced from 4 exons.